Umbelopsis ramanniana AG is the source of this 1254-nucleotide messenger RNA. RefSeq lists its product as uncharacterized. Bases 1 to 1254 code for a protein of 417 amino acids. The record is from RefSeq and is a predicted model, not a curated record. Lineage: Eukaryota; Fungi; Mucoromycota; Umbelopsidomycetes; Umbelopsidales; Umbelopsidaceae. Gene Ontology annotation, biological process: regulation of DNA-templated transcription. The transcript is spliced from 3 exons. Gene Ontology annotation, molecular function: DNA-binding transcription factor activity, RNA polymerase II-specific; zinc ion binding.
AUGCACUUUUCAUCUUCUGUUCAUUUUACUGGUUUCCCAAGCUAUUAUACUAGUGCCGCUGCUAUGUCUGAAGGACGAGUCAAAACCGGGUCCGCUCAUGGAAAUAGCCACAAUGAGUCCAUCAACAAUGUCUCAUCUGCUAGUGACGCACUUGAUGCUAUGUGCUUGCUACAGCCAUUUGAGUAUCUACCAGGUCUUUAUUAUCCACCAAAUAACAGCUUGGCUGAACCAGUAAUGAAUAUGAAUGAACCAAGCAACGUUAAGCAACAACUUUCUUAUCAAAUGCUUUCGCAUAUUUCUCAAUGCACAUAUACGCCACUGGAAGCAAUCGAGCAGGGCUCCUCUGCCCCACUGGCGGCGACCCCAAUUCUAAAUAGAGUUUCCCAUAGUUCCAUCUUCAUCAACAGUUUUGAGCCAUCGCUGGUUGUACAGAAUUCGAAAUCCGGUACCGAUGCACUCAAAGAAAAGAAAAAGUCGGCUAAAGAACGUAAGGGGGAUCAAAAUGAAGCUGGUUCUUCAUACCAGAGACACGUUUAUGUCCUAAAAGCUUGCAAAACAUGCAAAGCUGCCCAUGUCGCUUGUGAUGUUGAACGUCCUUGCCAACGAUGCCGUAGAAUCGGCAAAGAAGAUUCUUGUGAAGACGCCGAACGAAAGAAAAGAGGCCGUCCCUCUUUAGCCAAAACUGAAAACCGGCUUAAAGCUCAGGUUAUUAAACACAACACCGACCACCCCAAAUGUACAACGUCUAUUAAAGACAUUCCAAUUAAAUCACCCAACCAAGCUCAGUAUCCAGAAAAAUGGUUUCUGAGUUGGCAGCUCCCUUCGGCUAAUAAAUCUGCUGGCACAGAUCAAAGUCGUACAGGACCACCAUACCGUAUUGCUCCAUGCGAUAACGGACCCACCAUUGAUGACCUUGCUAUCAAGCAUGAGUAUCAGAGCAGCACCAACUACUCUUCGACUUCAAAGAGAAGAAGUCGCUCACUUGAAAUAUACGACCAUCAUUCUACAUAUCAGCAACCACGCAACAACCCUUACCAUCAAGUAGAUACACAAGGUACACACAAUGUCUCCGAUGCCUCUUACAGAGUAAACGGUUCGUAUAGACAAGGAUAUGACGCUGAGCGAUGGCUUUGCUACCCUGAGGGUCAAAGUCAACCAUAUCUGUACUAUUCGCAACCUACAUCGCCAUGGACACCAACAUUUCCAGUAGAAAGGAACGCUACACAUUCAUCCACACAUGCUCAUUUUCAAUAA